ACUAGUGGAACUCAGCCCGGCCCAGACCCGUCUCCUCUGGAUCCUCCAGUCGAGCACAAGCGCUGGAAUUCUAGUCCUGUGACACCACCACUCCAGUCUCCUGAGUCUGUUCCGUGCCAGGGGGGUGGUGGCAGAGUGGCUAAGGCGACUUGUGAGCAGGGAGCAAGCAGGCUCCCUCCAUCCCUGGCCUGCAGCUGGCUAGCGCAGGGAAGGAGGCGUAGGAGAGCCGGGAGGGCUGAGGGUGCCUGCUCACCCCUUGCUCUGCAGUUUCCUCCUCCCGACAAGCCCUCCCCAGGCGGUGGUGUUGCGCUCCCACAAACGAGAUCUUCCCCAGCGUCCCGGAGACGUCAGCGGUCCAUUCCGAGCUGAAGGGAGCGAGCAGGGCGGCGCUGACUCCCCCCGAGCCCGGCUCCGGGUGGGACGCUGUGUUUUCCCCGAGCUGCGGCCGGACCGCCCGGGACUCCGCUCGAAUCUCCUGGGGACCUCUCCCGGAGGGCGUGCCGAGACAUGGAAGGCACAGACCUGGCGCUGAAGGUCCUGUCCACCUGGCUGACGCUGGUGGUCGGCCUCAUCCUGCUGCCCUCGGCCUUCGGAUUGUCCCUGGGCAUCUCGGAGAUCUACAUGAAGAUCCUGGUGAAAACCCUGGAGUGGGCCACAUUACGAAUCGAGAAAGGAGCCCCGAAGGAGUCAGCUCUUAAAAGCUCAGCUUCUGUGGGUAUUAUCCAAAGAGAUGAGUCACCCAUGGAAAAAGGGCUCUCUGGUCUUCGAGGAAGGGACUUCGAGCUCUCUGAUGUGUUUUAUUUCUCCAAGAAGGGAUUGGAAGCCAUUGUGGAAGAUGAAGUGACCCAGAGGUUCUCUUCUGAGGAGCUCGUGUCAUGGAACCUCCUCACGAGAACCAAUGUCAACUUUCAGUACAUCAGUCCGAAGCUCACUAUGGUGUGGGUACUGGGUGUCCUAACACGCUAUUGCCUCCUGCUACCCCUGAGGGUUACCCUGGCUUUCAUUGGGAUCAGUUUGCUGAUUAUAGGAACCACACUGGUUGGGCAGCUUCCAGACAGCAGCCUCAAAAACUGGCUGAGUGAACUGGUGCAUCUCACCUGCUGCAGGAUCUGUGUUCGCUCCCUGUCUGGUACCAUUCACUAUCACAAUAAGCAGUACAGACCCCAGAAGGGAGGCAUCUGUGUCGCCAAUCAUACCUCUCCCAUCGAUGUGUUAAUCUUGGCAACGGAUGGAUGUUAUGCCAUGGUUGGACAGGUUCAUGGUGGCUUGAUGGGGCUCCUCCAGAGAGCUAUGGUCAAGGCUUGUCCACACAUCUGGUUUGAGCGCUCAGAAAUAAAGGACCGACAUCUCGUGACUAAGAGACUAAAAGAACACAUCGCCGAUAAGAAAAAAUUGCCCAUUCUCAUCUUCCCUGAAGGUACCUGCAUCAACAAUACCUCAGUGAUGAUGUUUAAAAAGGGAAGCUUUGAAAUCGGGGGAACCAUAUAUCCAGUGGCAAUAAAGUAUAACCCUCAGUUUGGAGAUGCAUUCUGGAACAGCAGCAAAUACAACUUGGUGAGCUACUUGCUUCGGAUAAUGACCAGCUGGGCCAUCGUCUGUGACGUGUGGUACAUGCCCCCCAUGACCAGAGAGGAAGGAGAAGACGCGGUUCAGUUUGCCAACAGGGUUAAAUCCGCCAUCGCUGUCCAAGGAGGGCUGACUGAACUUCCCUGGGAUGGCGGUCUGAAGAGAGCAAAGGUGAAGGACACCUUCAAGGAAGAACAGCAGAAGAAUUACAGCAAGAUGAUCGUGGGCAGCGGAUCUCCCAGCCUGGACCGGGACUGAAGUACUGUGGACAGGCCUGGCUUCCGAGAACUGGCCUUUAGAGAUGAACUUUUAUACUAUCAUUUCGUUGUAUUGUUGUUUUUUUUUUUUUUUUUUUUUUUUUUUGCUUGUUUGUCUAUUGUUAAUCUUUUCUACUGGAUGAUUGUCUCUACCUCUUCGUGCCAGAGGCAGAAGCUACAGGUGCCCUUUUGGACAUUUUUGUUGUGUAUUGGCUCAAUGAAUUGUCAGGCCGAUUCUUGAGUGGAGACAGACUGCCUUUUGUAAAAUGACAGUGUCAUUGAUGAUCGAAUGAAAUCUUUGUAUGCAAAAAAAAGUGCUUCCAGAGUAUGUUUGGAACUUGUUAAUAAGAGAACUCUCAAAAAUGACUCCUAACUCUGUACAUUGAUUGUCUCCUCUUUAAUCUCUUUUAUUAUUAUUAUUAUUAUUGAGACAGGAUCUUAUUUAUGUAGCCCAGGCUUGCCUCAAACUCACUGUGUAGCCAAGACUGGCCAGGAGCUCUUGAUUAUCCUGGGUCCACUAGUGCUAGGACUACAGGCCUAUGCCCCACACCUCGCUGCUGAUUUCACUGUUGUAGCAGGAGUUCACAGCACAGUGCAUUUGCCAUACGGCCACCAUUACGGGAACAUUCUGCUGUGAGGUUGAAAGAAGAACGGAGGAUUCCUUUGAGGGGAAAGGACAAAUUUGUGGUCACCUGAUCUGAAAGGAAUGGAAUGGAGAUUAUAUUUUCUCAUGUGUUGGGAGAAUGGUGCCGACUGGUCAGAUUCACCCAGGAACCUCAUAGGAUUGGUGUUUUUCCCCCGCAAUGCAUUUCAUCCAGCUGCAGUGGGACCAGCACUGGAAGAUCUCCUUUGUGUUACGACUGUCAUUAUUCUAGUUUUCUAACAAAGCAAGUUUUUCGAAGGGAAGGGGCCUUUGAAAAUAAUAAUAAUCAUCUCACGAUCUGCAGCAUGCAGGGGUGAGCUGUGUGGCUCUUGCCUCCCUCUGCCCUACCCUCAACCUCACUGUAGUGUAGUCCCAAACUUUCCCAGCCUGUUAAGCAGGAAGUGGCAUAACUACCUUUUGGAAACUGAGCCUUGAGAUUUUUUUAAGGGAUAACAUGAGCGAUAUUUGAUACAAUGUAUUUCUGCUGUGAGAAUGUAACCAUGUACAGAAAGGGAACUGUCUUAUUGACAGAGAAUAAAUUUUAUAUUUUUUAAA
Messenger RNA from Meriones unguiculatus (Mongolian gerbil), 3021 nucleotides. It is a transcript of the gene Gpat3, whose product is annotated as glycerol-3-phosphate acyltransferase 3. The transcript is spliced from 13 exons. The record is from RefSeq and is a predicted model, not a curated record. Gene Ontology annotation, molecular function: glycerol-3-phosphate O-acyltransferase activity. Gene Ontology annotation, cellular component: endoplasmic reticulum. Bases 508 to 1824 code for a protein of 438 amino acids. Gene Ontology annotation, biological process: triglyceride biosynthetic process. NCBI's taxonomy places the organism in Eukaryota, Metazoa, Chordata, Mammalia, Rodentia, Muridae.